Branchiostoma floridae (Florida lancelet) is the source of this 2498-nucleotide messenger RNA. Its product is annotated as amine oxidase [flavin-containing] B-like. The record is from RefSeq and is a predicted model, not a curated record. The transcript is spliced from 12 exons. Gene Ontology annotation, molecular function: oxidoreductase activity. Lineage: Eukaryota; Metazoa; Chordata; Leptocardii; Amphioxiformes; Branchiostomatidae. Bases 1 to 1263 code for a protein of 420 amino acids.
AUGGAUGGAGUACACCGAUCAGCCAACUCUGAUGACCCUUCCCUUCUGACAAAGAAUCCGCUGGCUCUUCUGGACAUGAACAACUGGCUGUGGCGGAUUGAAGAGUUCAGCAAACAGGUCCCACCUGAAGCUCCCUGGAAGGCACCAAGGGCUAAAGAAUGGGACAGUAUGACAGUCAAGGAGUUCAUGGACAAGGAGUGCUGGACAAGCAUAUCAAAGAAGCUGUUGGGUGUUAUUGUGACCACUAUAUACUGCUGUGAGCCGGAAGAGAUAUCAUUUCUGUUUUUCCUGGCUGGUAUGGCAUCUUCAGGUGGAUUCAGAAAUGCGACAAAUGUAGCACAGGAGACCAAAUUUGUGGGUGGCUCUAUGCAAGUGAGUGAGAAGAUUGCAGCGUUGCUUGGCAACAGAGUUGUUCUGUCCAGCCCUGUCAUGAGGAUAGAACAGGAGGAGGCAGUUACCAUGGUGACCACACACAGUGGACAGCUGUACAGAGCAAACUAUGUUAUAAGUGCCAUACCACCUACACUUCUCCACCAGAUUCUAUUUGAACCCCCACUCCCAGACUUGAAAAUACAGAUGAUACAGAGGAUGCCCAUGGGAUCAGUCAUCAAAACAAUGACAUACUACGAAACAGCAUUCUGGAAGGAGAGAGGUUUCAGUGGUACAGCAAUGUCCGACACAGGGCCUGUUGUUGCCUGCAUGGACGACACUAAACCCAACGGCUCCUUCCCUGCGCUAGUGGGGUUCAUUACAUCCACACAGGCCCAGAAAUUCUGUGACAUGUCUGUAGAGGAAAGGAAGCAGACAGUGUGUGAACACUAUGCUGAAGUUUUCCAGUGUCCAGAGUUCCUUCAUCCUGUUCACUAUGUGGAACAUAACUGGAUGGCAGACACCUUUUCUGGGGGAGGACCUGGGGCCAACUUAGGACCAGGUGUGCUGACAAGCUUUGGCAGUGAGCUAGGCAAGCCCUUUGGCUGUGUGUACUUUGCGGGUACAGAGACUGCUUUGAAGUGUGGAGGGUACAUGGAUGGGGCUGUGGAGGCUGGAGAGAGAGCUGCAAGGGAGAUUUUGCAUGCCAUGGGGAAGAUAUCCGAAGACGAGAUCUGGCAGGAGGAACCCCCCAGUGUUGACGUCCCCUCCACCCCCGUGGCUGCCAUUUCGUGGGAGAAAUACCUCCCAUCCAUUCCGCAGCUGCUGUUUUUCCUGCUUGCCUUUGUUGUGCUGGUGGUUGCUGUAACAUUACUGUGUGUUUUCCUGGUGUAAUACAUUACAUACUACUCCGGGAUACCAGGAUGUAUGCUUAGUAACCGGUAUCCCAAAUGGUAGCAACCUCACACUUAAUCAUGUAACAUUACUGUGGUGAACUACCCUGUACUAUCUGCAAGAUUGCUGUGUAUUACAAUAGGUGUUGUUACAUUGGGUACAGAUAGCUACAUUAGUGCACAUAUGUAUACUUAGGAUUAGCCACUUAUGUUGUUUUCGUAAUCAUAGUACAGUUGUGAGCUUCCCUGUAUUAUCUGCAUGUAUCUGCAUGAUUGCUGUUUAUCACAAUGCCCUGCACCCAUCUUUUGGAAGGGAUGUAAAAUGGGAGUCCUGAGUUUAAUUAGGUGUCUUGAGCAUAUUCGAGGGUUCAGGGGCCAGCAAGCUCUCCUUUAGAUUAAAACCCAGCUACUGAAACAGCGAGCAAACUUCCUACCCUAUGUGUACUACAACUGUCUGAAGAAAGGUUGGAAAUUUAAAGAAUAAUGUAUUUUCUAGAGAUUUGAGGUCACCAUUGCAAUCUGUUGCCUAACAAACUUUAAUGUUUGAGAAUAGAUGAUAACUAUGCAAAUUUUGUGGAACUCAGGUAUGUGCUUUGAAACUUAAAGAAAACAUUGAGAUCCCAAAGGUCUUAGCUGACCCUAAACAAAAAGUGCACUUUAAAAAAUUCACUUGUAAAACUAUGAUGUCAUUUUUGUAUACAUGCAAUGUAUAUUGUUCUAUGCAUCAUCAUCAAAUGUGAUGCUAGAAGAUGUCAUGUUACUAUUUUGAAAUGCCAGAUUUUUUAAAUCUUGAAAUGCUAUCAUUUUUUAUAUACUUAUGAAUAGCACAAUUCAGUAUGACAGCCACAUACAUGUAUAAUUUUCGUUUCUGGUGUGAAACAGGUAUAACAAGUCAUUGCGUAGAUAAAAGUAUGGUCCGUAGUUGUUGCAUGACUAUCCAUGCAAGUCUGGUCUUUUUCUAUUAUCUCCUUAAGGUGAUGACACGAUUAAUUUGGUUUCAAUAUACUCCGUUAGACAGUAGAUGAUGAUGAUGAUGAUGAUAUGGUCAUUUCUGAGCUUUAAUCUGUGGUGUAUUUGAUUUGUUGAGUUCGUAGUUUAAGGGAAAGCUGUGAAUAGUAUUUUCUGUAUGAAUUAUUUCUGAUAAAGAUGGUAUAUAUGUGUUUGCAUGCAAAUAUUCAGGGUCAUCCUGUUAAAAUGUGUUUUGCAUGGAAAUGUGCAAUAAACUUUGUAUCUACU